This is a messenger RNA of Ananas comosus (pineapple), 1709 nucleotides long. RefSeq lists its product as uncharacterized. The transcript has 4 exons. The record is from RefSeq and is a predicted model, not a curated record. Lineage: Eukaryota; Viridiplantae; Streptophyta; Magnoliopsida; Poales; Bromeliaceae. The coding region runs from base 142 to 1449 and encodes 435 amino acids.
CUGUUGUCCCAACCAAUCCUGUGUCCUAAAACAAAUAAAAACUAGCAAAACUCACAACAAAACACUGAAUUAAUUCUGCUGAGCCUGAGAAUUGCGAACAAAACAGCGGCGAUACAGACGGAUACCGAAGAAGAAGCCCAUAUGCAGGAGAGCGUGUUGUCUUCUCGGCGCGCUCCGCCGGAGGACUGCGCCGCCGCCGCCGCCGCCGCCGCCGAGGACGAUGCCGACGAGCCCAAGUCGCGGAGGUCUGCCUCUUUCCCCGGCGCCCGGAUCUCCGCCGCCGCCGCCGCCGCCUUCUUCGGUCUAUUUUUCUUCCUACUCCUCGUCCUCGUCUUCGCCGCCCGGGGCGCCCAACCCCGGCCCGUUUUCUGCGGAUCCCCCUACGACGCCCUCACCCGCUCCGCCCUCCUCGUCCGCCGCCUCGACGGCCUCGCCUCCGACUUCGGAUCCCUCGGCGUCCCCUGGUGCAGAUCGAAACAAGGGAAGACAGUAGAAUGGACAACGAACGAUCUGCUCAAGGGCUUGGAGGAAUUUCUGCCGGUAUACGAGACCCGGCCCAUCAAGAACAAUAUGUAUGGAAUGGGCUUCGACCACAGCUUCGGGCUGUGGUUCAUGGUCCGCUGGCUCAAGCCGGACCUCAUGAUAGAGAGUGGUGCUUUCAAAGGGCAUUCUACAUGGGUUUUACGACAGGCCGUGCCAGAGGCGAGGAUCAUAUCCCUCUCCCCCCGUCAUCCGGAGAAGUAUCUGAAGAAGGGGCCCGCUUAUGUUGAUAAAAACUGCACUUAUUUUGCUGGGAAGGAUUUUGUUGAUUUUGGGAGUGUUGAUUGGGCAAAAGUUAUGGACAAACAUGGGAUUUCUGAUCUUAGUCAGGUGGUCGUAUUCUUCGACGACCACCAAAAUGAGUUGAAGAGACUGAAGCAGGCAUUAAAAGCUGGAUUUCAGAACCUCAUAUUUGAGGAUAACUAUGACACUGGAACAGGAGACCAUUAUUCCUUACGACAGAUAUGUGAUCAAUCUUAUAUCAGAGGAGGUGGGCAUAGCUGCUUUAUAGAUAGUGAUGAAGCAAGAAUAAGGUCGAAAAGGAAGAAGUUUUGGGAGAAGGCCGUGGACAUAGAGGAACUAUGUGGGAAGGGCGAUGCAUGGUGGGGCGUUAGGGGGUAUGUGCGCGAUAAUUUUAAUCAUAGCAAUAAGGCAAUCCCCUACGAAGAACAUUUUGAGAACAGCAGGUUUUUGGAGUCUGUAUUGGAUGUGUAUUGGGAACUUCCUCCAGUUGCAGGCCCUUCCCUAACUCAUCAGACCAGAUAUGAUCCAGCCCGUGCGCCCAAUCCCAUCAUUGAAGAUGGACAGUAUGGAUUAUUUCAAAGGCUCGGUCUGGGAAGAUUGGAAACCUCUGUAUUCAAUGGUUAUACACAGAUGCUUUAUGUUCAGAUAUCUCCCUCAACCUCCUAAAUGGAAGCAGAGAAAUUUGAAGGUGACAUUUGUUCCUUUUUUUGAUUUAUUUCUAACUAAUUGACACAGUGUAGAAAAGCUCUUAUCUAUGAGUUUUGAGCAUGCAGGAGCCAACUUUUACUUAAUUUUAGUUUGGGUACAUAGCUUCUAUAUUGGCUUUCUUGUGGAAAAAGAAAGGGUAUCAUGUAAUGGCAUUUAAUAAUUAUAUUGACUUGGAAAAAUUUAAGCAAAAUUUGAUAAAAAUUUCAGAAAUUAGAAUA